Molecule: messenger RNA, 3548 nt
Organism: Spathaspora passalidarum NRRL Y-27907
Lineage: Eukaryota; Fungi; Ascomycota; Pichiomycetes; Serinales; Debaryomycetaceae
Gene: SPT7
Product: SAGA histone acetyltransferase complex subunit
Exons: 2
Coding region: 209-3499 (1096 amino acids)
Biological process (GO): regulation of transcription by RNA polymerase II
Cellular component (GO): SAGA complex; SLIK (SAGA-like) complex
Molecular function (GO): protein heterodimerization activity; structural molecule activity
Source: RefSeq, a predicted model, not a curated record
UAAACAUACCUUUAUGUAUUAACAACAACUUAAUCAAUCACUAAAGGCCAAACAACUGCACAGGCAUCAUCACAACCCAACCGAUUUAACCUCAUAGAUCCCAAUACUAUCGGUUUUCUUUUUGUUUCUAAGCAAAUUUGGUUACCAUUUUUUUUUUUAAUUUUUAAUUUUAAACUUCCAUAAGGAUCUGAUAGACCUAUAGUUAACCAUGGACAAAUUAAACACGUUCCAAUCCAACAGUCCCAAGGGACUUUUCACAUUAGCCAAGCGAUUGAAUGAGCUGAAAUUUUUUCAAUUAUUUCUCAGUGAACCUCAAUCCAAAAUCAUAAACUAUAUACUAAACCUUGAUAAUUUGGAAAUCUGGACAAAUUUUCUCGAAGGAAACUGUUAUAUUUCCUAUUUAGAGAGCGAAAAUAGUAAAGAGAAGACUAUAAGCAACGAGCCAGAAGAGCCCGAGACUUUGUUUGAACAAGGUAUUUCCACGAGCAAAAUGUUGGCAUUCCAUAUCAGGUACUUGCUAUGGGAGAAAGCAGUUGAUUUUUAUUAUAGCUCAAAAGAGCUUUCGGAAUCAGACAAGAAUCUAGAGGAAGUGACUGAUGAUUAUGAGUUGAUUGAUUCACUUGACAGUCUUUCUGAUGACGAGGAACAACUGAAAGCCGGGAAACAACAGGAAAAAAUCGAAAAGCCUGUCAUACGAGCAAUAGAAGACGAUUAUGACGAUGAUUAUGAUGAUGAUGAAGAAGAAGAGCCAGCUAAGCCAGAAGUGGUUGAAGUUGAGAAACCGGAAAAAUCCAGCCUUGAAUACAAUUCUGAAAACCAGCUUGUUUUAGAAAUCCCAAAGUCUGUUCUUAUAUCCACUUCCAAAUCUGAAUCUACCACUAAUAACAUGGAACAAGUUGCGUCAAGUCAAAAAUUGGAGAAUGGUGAAGAAGUAACCUCGAGGGAAGAUCAAGAGAAAAUCAUCAAGGAAUUCAAUAAAGUGUAUCAUAAUUUUGAAUAUGACAGGGAAACAUUAUUAAAAAGGAGAAAAUUAGAACAAUCUGACUUACAAUUGGCUCACUCGAAGGAAACACCCGCUGAUAAGAAACAAAACGAGUCAAAACAUGUAGAAAUCAAUUUAGGAGCUGCAUCUACAUCUUUGCAACAUUUACUUUCUCGAAUUCAGAUGAAGCGUGACGAAAUUUCCUUGAAUGAUCAUGAUUUAAGAAAUUUGUUUAUGGAUGUUCGUAAAAAUCGAGGCAAAUGGGCCAAUGAUGAUCGAAUCGGCCAAGAGGAAUUGUAUGAAGCUUGCGAGAAGGUAGUUGUAGAAUUGAGAGGAUAUACAGAGCACUCUACUCCGUUCUUGAACAAAGUUUCCAAAAGAGAAGCACCCAAUUAUGGUCUUAUCAUUAAAAAACCCAUGGAUUUGAAUACCGUUAUGAAGAAACUUAAGAAUUUGUCAUAUAAUUCUAAGCAAGAGUUUGUUGACGAUCUUAUGUUGAUUUGGAAUAAUUGCUUAACUUAUAAUGCUGAUCCUAAGCAUUUUAUUAGAGCCCAUGCUAUUGCCAUGCAAAAGAAAACCGCCAAGUUGGUACCAACAAUUCCAGAUAUCACUAUUAGAAGUAGAGCAGAAGUGGAAAAAGAAGAAGAGAAUGAUAUUGAAAAGAAAGACGAAAGACACACCGGUGGGAAAGCCAUGAAGAAGGGAAGGAAGAGAACCAGAUUGGAUGAGAUUAAAACUGAAGUUGAAAUACCAGGCACUGCAACCCCCUCAGCUGCUGGAACACCUAUUUCCAUGGACUCUUAUGACAAUGGAGCAGGAUCUGAAACUCCCAUGCCUGAAAAUGGUGACAUGGAAAAUGAUGAAGAGGAGGAAGAGGAAGAAGAGAAUGAUAAUAUUAAUGGAGGAAAUGGAAAUAUUUCUGAAGAGGAAGAAGAGUUUGAUCCCGAGUUGCAGGCAUGGAGGUUAUUAACUGCCAAGUCCCGAGCUAAUUAUUGUGCUCAACGAGCAGAGUUAUUUGAUGACAAUUACCAUCUUCGACCAGAUGCCAAGGCAAUCAUUAGACAAUCCAAUGAAAUGGCCAAUUUCAAUCAAUAUUUGACCAAUAAAGAAGUUGUUUCAAAAUCAAGUAACUUGUUAGAAAACGACGAACCAUAUUUACUUGAAUAUGAUAUAAUGGGUGGAGUUCCAGGAUUUAAAUACAAAGGUGUUGAUAAAGAGGAAGAAGACAAACAAGAAGAAUAUUUGGUUGAUCAGUUUUUAAGACAAUCAAAUGGAGAUGCUUCUAAAAUCAAGUCGGACUUUGUUUUACCUGUUGAUACUGGAUUGAAUCAAAUCUAUCGUGAAAAUAUUGGCUACAUGCAAGAAAUUAGAAAGAUAUGUUUCAAGAUAUCUCUUAUCAGACAAAUGCAAACUCAACAGUUUGUUCACCAUACACAAAUGAAGCAACCAGAAAUUGAUGCCUUGAAAGAAGUAGACCUUGAUCCUAUUUCUAAAUUACCGAAUCACGAUCCGUUCAAUAAAGAAGUACAAUAUUCAGUAUUAAGAAGAAAUAUUGGGAAAAUUGCCAUGCAAACAGGAUUUGAAGCAACUGAACCCUUUGCGAUCAACACCUUAACUCAGGUUGCCGAAAAAUAUCUUGGCAAUUUGAUCAAAUCAAUUAAACUUCAUACCGAGUCAAAUUCUGAAAACAAGCUAACUACCCGGGAAAUCUUGCUUUUGUCACUUUUGGAAAAUGGGGUUGAUAAACCUGACGACCUCCACACAUUUAUACAGGAAAGAGUAAUGAAGCAACAGGAUAAGUUAAAGGAUUUGCGAGUCAAGCUUUCUAAUUUCUUGAAGGACUUGCUUAGACCCGGUUUGGAAAACUUUAACGAAAAGAGUUUUGAUGAUAAUAGUGAACAGUUUAUGACGGGUGACUUCUCUAAUGAUUUGGGAGACGAUUUCUUUGGAUUCAAGGAAUUGGGGUUGGACAAGGAAUUCAACAUGUUGAGUUCAUCCAUUCCUAUAUAUUUGCUUCAUUCAAGAUUACACAAUCAAUUUAGUAGUACUGGUGGUCCAAAUAAGAGGAACAAGUAUGAAGAUUUGAAAGAGUUUGAACCGGCCAGACUUACUGCUAGUGAUGUUUCGAGUCAAAUCGGUAUUUUGAUCCCAUUCUAUACUAAAUUGAGUGAGAAAUCCAAAGCUCAUUUUGUUAAGAUGCAAAAGAAGAAGAACGAGCCUACCGAUUUGCCCGAAGACAGCUUGUUGAUACUCAUUGAAGAUGAGGAAUUACCCCAGAAACAAAGAAACAUCAGACCAAGAUUACCUCCAACAGGUAAAAUCACUUCGAUUAAGAAGAAAAUCAUUGCAAAUUCAUUUUUCCUUCCUGAAGAAACCGAUCUGCAACAACAACCGGAUAACGCCAACAUGUCUACUGAUGAAGAUUUAUCCACCACGGUAGGUUCCCCCAAGAAAAGCGAGGAGCCAAACACAUUCAGCACUUCUCCCUUAAAGUCUGAAAUCAAAUCUGAAGCGUAAACUAUGUAAAAUUUAUGUAUUAUAACUACAAACAUAUAUACUAACCUGC